UUGCCAGAGUAUUCCGAAGUGACAUAGUUUGCGAAGUACACAAAACUGACGAAGUAUAUCGUCUAUUCCAAGAUACAGUGCUACGAAGAAACCAUGAAUGAAUGAUUGCAUGUAACUGGAUAAGUUGAGUGUUAACACAAUUUUUCAGGAACUGUCACUCGUGGAUUUUGGAUGGUGUCUUCUUAUGACAUGAGUCAUCAUUGACCUAGUUUAGGUGACAUGGCUAGCAGUCAGCCAGUGAAGAAAGGAGAAUGGUUGGAGGAGAAGGUACUGGGCUCAGGUGGCUUUGGUCAAGUUGUUCUCUGGAAACAUGAGAGUAACACAGAAUACAUAGCCCUGAAGAAAUGUCGGAUACAGAGUGAAAUGAGCCGGAAGCACAAGGAACGCUGGACCCUGGAGGUGGACAUCAUGAGGCGACUGAACCACCCUAACGUCAUAGCAGGCAAAGAGGUCCCAUCGGAACUGAACGUCAGUGUGGGGGAGCUACCACUUCUAGCCAUGGAGUACUGCUCAGGCGGAGAUCUACGGAAGGUUUUGAACAAGCCAUUUAAUGGUGUAGGACUGAAGCAGUAUGACAUCCGAUGUCUUGUCAAAGACGUGGCCUCAGCAGUAGAGUACCUACACAGCAAAAGAAUCAUACACAGGGACUUAAAGCCAGAGAAUAUUGUGUUACACCCCACAGAAGAAAGGGUUGUAUAUAAGGUUAUAGACUUAGGUUAUGCCAAAGAAUUGGACCAAAACAGUAUGUGCACAUCUUUUGUUGGAACUAUGCAAUAUCUUGCCCCCGAGCUUUUUGCCAGUCAGAAGUACACAUGUACUGUGGACUACUGGUCACUGGGUACCUUGGUAUUUGAGUGUAUCACGGGAUUCCGUCCGUUCUUGCCACAGGCUCCACCUGUCACAUGGCAUGAAGAAGUACGCCAGAAGUCACCAGAUGACAUCACUGUGUAUUAUGACUCGGGCGGAGAAGUGAAAUCCUCUAAGAAAAUCGUUACACCAACGCAUCUGUGCAGGAGUAUGCAGGCUUACUUUGAACAGUGGUUGAGUCUCAUGCUGAGAUGGGACCCUAAAUCUCGGGGAGGGGGACUCAUUGAAGGAAGGCCACAGUGUUUUAAAGUCCUGAACACAGUGCUGAAUGUCAAGAUAGUCCAAGUCUUAUUUGUGCCAAAUAAUCAACUUCUUUCAUAUCCACUGGUGGAAAACUACUCUAUGCAAGAUCUACAGCAAAAAAUUGAAGAAGAAACAGGGGUCAAAGUUCAGGAUCAAGACAUUCUAUUGGCUGGUGGGGCGUCACCUGACCCUAAUCUUGGUGCUCAUCAGUGCUGGACAGCUCCUGCAGAAGAAGACUGGGUGGUGUUUCUGUUCAUCAAGGGAGAUAAUCAGGGAGGCGAGGGAAGCAGGAGGAAUAAGCCUCUACCCACUAAUGUACAGGGAAUAUUCAAGGAGCACACAACAGUUCUUCCAUAUCCAGAGCAGAAGCGAGCGUGGGCAGAGUGUGUAUAUUUCUGUGGUCAGCAGGUGGUGGAUUUCAGAAGACUAAACCUAGGUCAAAGGGCAGCUAUGUUGAGCUUACUAAGAACAAAUAACAGUUUUUCAAAACUGGAGAAGAAUAUGGUCAGUAGUUAUGAACAACUCAUGUCCAAAAUUGAAUACUUCAAGGAGUGUUUGCAACAUGACUUAGAUUUGUAUGACAUUCAAAGUGGGGAACAAGGAAUUAUUGCAGAAAAAGUUGUUGCCAAAUGGAAGAAAAUAGGGGAGGAGAUUGAAAUAUACAGAGAUUUGAAACACAAUGUUGACAAACUACAUCAGCAAUCUUUAGCACUGCAGACCAAGAUCUUGGAAUUACAGAAAAGUCCAUUUGCCAGAACCAAACAACAUGAAGUGUUGGAGAGUCUUGAAAAUUUAUCUAAGAAAUCCAGUGAUUUAUACCAAGAGUUGAGGCAAGCAGGCAAAGCUGGACGUGAGCAAUUCAAGGAUCACAAGCCCAUGGUACAAUUAGUUCUGAAAUGUAUCCUCAAUCGAGAUCAGAGUCUACAGGACCUCUAUACACAUCUGGGGAAAAUCUGUGCCUGCAAACAUGAACUGUUCCAGUUAUUACCCAGCAUUCAGCAGUGCUGUAAACAGAUCACAGAUGCCAAAAACAAACUGUUACAGUCACAGAAACAGAGACAAUCUGAUAUCUGGAGUCUUCUCAGAUUAGCUACUGAGAAUGGAUUGAACCAUCAAGACAAGAGUAGCGGCCAUGCCAGCAUGUUGAUUUCUAUGUAUGGAGGGGCGUCUCUUGACUCCAUGAAGGCAUGUGAUGAAAACAGAGAAACUGUACAAAUGUGUGACGAUAUGAUAAAGAGUUUAAUAGAUGAACAAGAGGAACAUUUGUCGAUGAUGGACUGGAGCUUUCUGCCACCAAUGAAACCCAAGGAACCAUGACACUUCAAAAAUUUGUCAGGCAUAUAGUCUAAUAAUGUCUUGGAGAGGAAAUUAAAACUUCCACCAACGAAAGCUCUUCUCUCAAGUCCUUCAAAAUCAGGAUAAGAUUUUUUACUACCAGUAUUUUAGAAUGAAUAUCUUAAGCAGCAUUCGUAACAAAAAAAAAUCCUACCACUGGUUUGAUCUUGGGUUAAACCGUUCAUUUAUUAAAUAAGAUUUUUUUCUAUUAAUGUGUUAUUUAUAAUUUUAUUACAUUUCAACCUGUAACUGCCAUGAUUUAUUUGACUUGAAUAGGGAAAGACAUUUAGUACAGUUAGUGACUUGAAAGAAGGAAAGAAAUAUAAUGGUCUAGUAACUUGAAUCAUUCCUAUUAGAUUUGAACUGCAACAUUUCAGACAUCAGGCUUAAAUACUCAUAUCCUGUUAUUCUUGUUAAAUGUAUAGGUACAAAUAUAACUAUCCAAAAAUUAAAUGCAUUGAAUCUAGGACACAUUCCUUAGUAAUUUUAGUGAAAUUAAUUCUGUGGUACAUACACAUGUAGAUAGCAAGUAUUAAGAAGUAUUAAAGGUUGCUGCUUGCCACAAAGAUACCGCAGUAAUCAUUUUAUCAGUUUUUGCUAAAAGCAUGCAAAUAUAUAUUUAAUUUUCUUGUUUUGAAUAUCUGUUGUAAAACAGGCUUGUUAAUAAGUGUACCCAGGUAUAUGUAGUUAAGUUUUCCAUUUGUUUGAUAGGACUUAAAAAAACUGUCUUGAAAUUGUUUACAGAAUUUAUUAAUUUAUAGAAUAUUUUAUUUUUAUGGCAUUGUUUAUUUUCUUAAUAAGGAAGAUUUUUGAGAGUUUAUUUUUAUUUCUUUCACACAUAUUUGGACUCCAAAAAUUUUUUGUUAUAAAACCACACAAUUUGGCUAAAAACCACCUUUCUUCUGCAUGCAAUUAACAUUAGUUAGCAAGUUUUGAAGAAGAUGAAAAAAUCAUUCAAUACAUGCUCAUGUGAACUGUAUCUUUGAUGAUUGGGGGAAGGGGGAGGGGAAAAUCUCAAACUGAAAAAAAGUGAAAGAAAAUGAUACAUACAUGCAUAUAUAUGAGGAUUUAAAAUGGCAAAAUUUGCAAAGUUAAACUGUAGAUAAAUGGCAAUGAAAUUAGAUUUUGUUUUACAUGAUGUUUUAGAGUAUAUUAUAAUGUAGGGCAGCUAAGUCUUUUUUUUUCUUCAUGUGUUCUUUCUAUGCAUAAAUGUCUGAUUAAUAGGAAAAUCUACUGGGUUUUCAUUUUUAUUUAUGACAAAUUUGACAAUAUAAUAAUGAGAAAAACCAUCAAAAAUGGCAUUGUACAUAGCUGUUGAAAAUAAGUUACCAAUUAUCUAUUUAUACAGUGUACUUUAAAUUAUAUAUUUUUAUCUUAAAAUAUGGAUGUACCAUAAUUAAUUUGUAUUUAAAAUGCAUACUGCUUAGUACAUGUAUAAUAGAGCAAGUCAGUAAAUUAACACAAAAUCAGAAUGAAUCACUUUUCUCAUUAAUCAAGUUCUUCAUAGGUUUGCUACAUAACAAAGAUGAUCUUACAGUAUUAAUUUGAGGUGUAAUGGUAGCUGAUUUUUCCUUCUUUAAGGAUAAAAAAGAAAGGAUUUUUUCAGGUACCCUUAAACUUGAUUGUUCAUUUGUUAAAGAGUAAGAGAUAUGUAAGUAUAAAUAAACAUGGA
Saccostrea cuccullata (small rock oyster) is the source of this 4117-nucleotide messenger RNA. Its product is annotated as inhibitor of nuclear factor kappa-B kinase subunit alpha-like. The transcript is spliced from 20 exons. Gene Ontology annotation, biological process: tumor necrosis factor-mediated signaling pathway; positive regulation of transcription by RNA polymerase II; peptidyl-serine phosphorylation. The record is from RefSeq and is a predicted model, not a curated record. Gene Ontology annotation, cellular component: cytoplasm; IkappaB kinase complex. Lineage: Eukaryota; Metazoa; Mollusca; Bivalvia; Ostreida; Ostreidae. The coding region runs from base 220 to 2427 and encodes 735 amino acids. Gene Ontology annotation, molecular function: IkappaB kinase activity; ATP binding.